Molecule: messenger RNA, 1920 nt
Organism: Annulohypoxylon truncatum
Lineage: Eukaryota; Fungi; Ascomycota; Sordariomycetes; Xylariales; Hypoxylaceae
Exons: 3
Coding region: 367-1803 (478 amino acids)
Source: RefSeq, a predicted model, not a curated record
AUCUCCGGCUAUGGACUAUUUAGCUGGCUGCCUAAUUUGACAUGCUUUAUCUCGAGAUCUGUACGCUCUCUGCCCAUACAGUGGGAGUAUCUUGCGCAUAGAAUCUAGACCAAUAUGGCGAGGUAUUGAUUACCCGCGUGUAGGAGCGAACUUCACUUUAUUGGAGCGGACACUUUGUCUUACAGCCUGUGAUACAUCGAUAGCAAAGUCCCUGUCACCUUGAUGUUACUCUCGCAUAUGAUCCUGCAGUCGAGACCCUUUGUGCUUCUGUUUUAAUAUCGAUCGAUCUGCUGUGAUAUUUUGAUACAAUCUAGGUAGAUAUGCUAAAAGUCAGUUUACCUUGGGUGCCGUUCCUAGCAUCACACCAUGUUUGGUAUCUGGAGACACGACCCAGAUAGUCGAGGAGGUGGAAAUAUUCGGCAAUCGUUCGUCCCGGCCAACGUCCGAGUUAGUCCCCACCAGUCUUGCAAAAACUGUCGAGCAAAGAAGGUAAGACAAAACUUGAAGACGGGCUGCAGUCGGUGUAAGACCCUCAACUCUAUUAUCCGAUACGCCAAACCUGGUGACAACGGCAAAUGUCGCCGGAAGCCACAAAACUCGAAGAAGUCGAGCAGUGACCAAGACUGGAUGUUAGACGGGAUCAAUGCGGAUGCCGGGCCAGAAUCAUAUGAGUGUCCACCCGAGACACCGGCCGUGGAGAAUUGGACGAUACCUAUGGGAAUGGACUUCGAAGAUCAUCAGGAUAAGAUAAUACAACAGCCCCUUCCACAAUAUAACACACCGGAUCACACACCUCGAACUAAUACAAUAUCCACGGAUACGGAUUUUGACUCAUCACGGAAAACUCCCCCGUUGCAAAUCACAAAUCCUCUUUCGACAGUUCUCUCGGAUGAAAUAGACAUAAGUAGCUGGAUUAGAUCACCCGUGAGCCUUGGGGAUACAGGGCCCGACUUGACAGGGUUACCGGACGCCGAGACAAGGGACGACCCGGAGGCCGCUACAACUUCUUCUUUGCCUACAUCACAUAUCACCACUCCAGGAAGCAGCAGAAACCUAAGCAAUGAUUUUAUCCAAACAGAAACAUCUUCCAACACAGGUAAUCCGCGAGAACUAAACCUAUCUAUUGACAGCACGAAUAAUACCCCUAGCCUACAAUGUAGCUGUCUAGCUCGUGUGGUUUUAUUGCUAGACGAACUCGAAUCACCUAGUGAUAACCCGGAGAGCAUAACAAGUUUACACUCGCUAGACUCAAUCUUAGCAUCGAUCAAAGAGACGCUAAGCCACGCGGGCGCUAUGCUUCUGUGCUCCUUAUGCACAUCAAAGAUGGAGAACAUGACCAUCCUCGCGUUUCUCUUCUCCAACCUAGCGAGCACAUGUCAGAUAAUCGCGGAAAAAUACCCGCACGAUAGCAACCUAACACAAUUCCACCACCGUUCAUUUUCUGCAUACGGACGAUACGACUGGCCGCCUCUCCCACGCUCCGCGCCGAGUCACGUAUCUGAUCCCGGGCCACAGGAAGGUUCCGACAACUAUUUCCACACAUACGGGUUUGGAGGGAACAGGGAAAGCGAUGUUCGAGAGACGUGCGUGGGCGAGUACGAAGUCGACUCUCCGCAAGAGUGGCGGGCGCUGAUGCGGGCGCUGGCUAGCUUGCAGCUCCAGCAGCUGGACUCCAUGAUGCAGGUCAUGAAGACGGUGCCGAUCGUCGCCGGUUGCAAGUCCCUUCUCCGGCGGCUGACCACCGCCGAGGGUAAGCUUACGGGCGUGAAGCUGCGCAUACAGAAACGGAAUGCUGAGCUGUAGCGGGGGCCAAAUAUUCUAGAUAUUGGCAUAUACUGGGCGUUGGAUGGCAUGCAUAGAUAUCUAUAUAAUGCAGAGUUCCCGCACGGAUUAUAUGAAAGGGGGAACUGGAGUUAGGUG